UUUCCACGACACUAUGUGCGCGUGUGUGGAGUAGCCGGUAGGCGCGUUAUAUAAGUGAACCUGCGCUUUUCUACAGUACACCAUCCAUCAUACUUCCACGCACAUACGCUGGGGUUUUCAGCCUUCGAACGAAAUGGCUAAACAAGUUGCUGUUGUCACCGGCGCUAACAAGGGUAUUGGACUCGCAAUUGUGCAGGGGUUGUGCAAAGCUGGCUAUGCUGGAGAUAUCAUACUCACUGCGCGUAACGAGAAACUCGGACAGGAGACGUUGCAAAAACUGAAGUCCGAGGGAUUCAACAACGUGCUCUUUCACCGUCUUGAUAUCUGCGACCAAACUAGUGCCGAAGGACUCCGGAAAUUCCUAGAUAAGAAUUACGGCGGUUUGGAUGUCUUGAUCAACAAUGCUGGGAUUGCAUUCAAAGUGGAUGCCACAGAGCCGUUCGGAGAGCAGGCGGAGGUCACCAUGCGCACCAACUUCUGGGGCACCCUGUGGGCGAGCAAGGCCCUGCUGCCGCUGCUCCGGCCCAACGCACGAGUGGUCAACGUCUCCAGCUUCUUCAGCAAGCGCGCUCUGGACAAGUGCAGCCCAGAGUUACAGGCAAAGUUCCGCAGUGCAGAUAUCUCAGAGGAGGAGCUGUGUGGACUUAUGGGAGAGUUUGUGGUGGCAGCUCAGAAUGGAAACCAUGAGGCCAAAGGAUGGCCAAACACUGCCUAUGGGGCCACUAAGGUAACGCCAAACACCGCCUAUGGGAUCACUAAGGUAACGCUGUACACUGCCUAUAGAACCAGUAAGGUAACACCGGGAUCACUAAGGUAACGCUAUACACUGCCUAUAGAACCAGUAAGGUAACACCAACUAUGGGAUCUGUGGCACCACUAAGGUAAUGCCGAACACUCCUGUAUGGGCCAAGUAGCUGUAUUUUGUAUUAUGUAUAUUUUGGGUUAGCAUUAUGUCGUCUGUUUUUUGUUACAUGCCAGUAGAGGGCGCUCUUUGUAAUUUAGUAUAAAAACACGCCCCUUCUGUUCACCUGGUGCUUGUUAGUUGAGUGGAGAGGCAUACAGUUUUUCUACCGUGCAGUGCCUACCCAUGUCUUUGUAUGUGCUAUCGUACAAUUUGCUGCACCUAUUUGGAAUAAACAAAGAAAAGAA
Alosa sapidissima (American shad) is the source of this 1149-nucleotide messenger RNA. Its product is annotated as carbonyl reductase [NADPH] 1-like. Lineage: Eukaryota; Metazoa; Chordata; Actinopteri; Clupeiformes; Clupeidae. Gene Ontology annotation, molecular function: carbonyl reductase (NADPH) activity. The transcript has 4 exons. The record is from RefSeq and is a predicted model, not a curated record. Bases 134 to 817 code for a protein of 227 amino acids.